AUGCCCUCGGAGGAGAGACGGCCCAGCCGAAGCCAGUGCAGGGCGCCAGCCCAGGGCUUGGCCCUCCCUGCCCUGCAGUCUGGCUCCGAGACCGCUUCUGGCUUCCAGCCGCCUCCACCCAGUCGCGCCAGCCAUCUCCAAGUUGCCGGGCCUCUCCUGGGGACCGUCCGAGACCUCUCUCCAGACGCCCCCUGGUGCCCAGCUCACCCCGCCCGGGUGCUGGGCGUCUCCUCCUUUCUGAAGACUGCAAAGUCUCUGGAGUCGAUCAACUCUAGGCUCCAGCUUGUUAUGAAAAGUGGAAAGUACAAGCAGAGUCUGAGGACAAUCAGACAAGGUAAGGCCAAAUUGGUCAUCCCCACCAACUACCCAGCUUUAAGGAAAUUGGAAAUAGAAUACUAUGCCAUGUUGGCCAAAACUGCUGUCCAUCAUCACUACAGUGGCAAUAGUACUGAAUUGGGCACAGCAUUCGGAAAGAAUUACAGAGUCUGCACACUGGUUAUCACUGAUCCAGGUGAUUCUGAUAUUAUUAGAAGCAUGCCAGAGCAGACUGGUGAAAAGUAA
Molecule: messenger RNA, 561 nt
Organism: Nannospalax galili (Upper Galilee mountains blind mole rat)
Lineage: Eukaryota; Metazoa; Chordata; Mammalia; Rodentia; Spalacidae
Product: 60S ribosomal protein L30-like
Exons: 2
Coding region: 1-561 (186 amino acids)
Cellular component (GO): cytosolic large ribosomal subunit
Molecular function (GO): structural constituent of ribosome; RNA binding
Source: RefSeq, a predicted model, not a curated record